Messenger RNA from Brassica rapa (field mustard), 2333 nucleotides. Its product is annotated as probable polyamine transporter At3g13620. Gene Ontology annotation, molecular function: transmembrane transporter activity. The record is from RefSeq and is a predicted model, not a curated record. Gene Ontology annotation, biological process: transmembrane transport. Gene Ontology annotation, cellular component: membrane. NCBI's taxonomy places the organism in Eukaryota, Viridiplantae, Streptophyta, Magnoliopsida, Brassicales, Brassicaceae.
UUUGUAGUAUCCAAUUAUAAUGGUUCAACUGCAAGUUUAAAAUCAUAGACAAAGAUCAUUUCCGUCUAUGCACCAUAUAUAUAACGUCGGUACUAGAGAUUACACUAUGCACAUGUUAAUGAAUAUUCAGUUAUUUUUUCAACUUUUGUAUGAACACUAGUCCAAGCCGGAGUAGGUGGAAAGAUGGGUGGUGAAGCCACUAAACUACUAUUAUAAGUCAUACUUCACCGGAAACAACUCUAACCCUUUCUCUUUAAUCCCAGCGAUAAACGUGGAGCAUUGAUUGAUCUAUCACCAAAAAGAAUAAUAAAAAAUAAAUUGAUUAAUAUUUUUUUAUGAUAUAAGAACAAAACAUAUUGAGUUUGGAUGGUUCCAAAUAUUCAGCUAAGCUUCGGUCUGAUACCUCCAAGGCUCCAACUGACUAACAAAUUACAUGCAACACGAACACGUUCCUUAAAUAGUUUUGUAUUCUGUAACUUUAAGAAUCCUUGAUCUGAAUCCAAUUAGGUAAGAAAAACAUUAAUGGAAACAAUAGAAACAUCAAGAUCGAGCCACGAGCUCCCAGUAACAACCACCGAUUCAAGCGGACCAGCGGCAAAGAAACUGACUUUGGUCCCUUUGAUUUUCCUUAUUUACUUCGAAGUCGCGGGUGGGCCGUUUGGUGAAGAACCGGCGGUUCAAGCGGCUGGACCGCUUCUAGCGAUUCUCGGUUUCCUCAUUUUCCCUUUCAUAUGGAGUGUCCCUGAAGCCCUGAUCACCGCAGAACUCUCCACCGCAUUUCCAGGCAACGGAGGGUUUGUGAUAUGGGCGCAUCGAGCUUUUGGCGCAUUCGUAGGAUCGAUGAUGGGUUCGUUGAAGUACCUGAGUGGUGUAAUCAAUGUUGCUUCCUUUCCUGUCCUUUGUGUCACAUACUUGGAGAAGCUAUUCCCUGUUCUUGAAUCAGGAUGGCCACGAAACGUCUGUAUAUUCGCAUCAACGGUGGUCUUAUCUUUCCUAAACUACACUGGCCUAGCCAUUGUCGGUUACGCAGCGGUUGUUCUCGGCUUGGUGUCUCUCUCGCCUUUCCUCAUCAUGUCGGCAAUGGCAAUCCCUAAGAUCAAACCUCACCGUUGGGGUAGCUUGGGAGACAAGCAAAAGGAUUGGAAUCUCUACUUCAACACACUCUUCUGGAACUUGAACUUCUGGGACAAUGUCAGCACUCUUGCAGGGGAAGUUGAUAACCCUCAGAAGACGUUCCCCUUGGCGCUUCUUGUUGCGGUGAUCUUCACUUGUGUAGCUUACUUGAUCCCUCUUUUGGCUGUCACUGGUGCUGUCUCGGUGGACCAGAGCAGAUGGGAAACAGGGUUUCACGCAGAAGCAGCUGAGAUGAUAGCAGGAACAUGGCUGAAGAUCUGGAUUGAGAUUGGCGCUGUCUUAUCAAGUAUAGGACUCUUUGAAGCUCAGUUAAGCAGUAGUGCUUAUCAGCUGGAGGGUAUGGCGGAGCUAGGGUUCUUGCCUAAGUUCUUUGGGGUAAGAUCUAAAUGGUUCAACACUCCUUGGGUUGGGAUUCUACUCUCAGUUCUCAUGUCCCUCGGAUUGUCCUACAUGGACUUCACUGACAUCAUCUCCUCGGCUAACUUCUUGUACACGUUAGGGAUGUACCUUGAGUUUGCGUCUUUCCUUUGGUUAAGAAAGAAGCUACCUGAGCUAAAGAGACCUUACCGUGUCCCGCUGAAUAUACCAGGGCUGGUGAUUAUGUGCUUGGUACCUUCAGCAUUUCUGAUGUUGAUCAUUGUGUUUGCUACUAAGAUUGUGUACCUCAUUUGCGGUUUAAUGACCGUAGGAUCAGUUGGUUGGUACUUCUUGAUCAAUUACUUCAGGGAGAAGAAGAUCUUUGAAUUCAACCAAGAUGUUGAUCAUCUUGAUUAUGUUAAUGAAGAACAACGUCCAAAACAUGAAGAAGAUCAUGACUCAUGAUAAUUAAGAAAGAACUAAACAGAACAUAUUCUUGCUUUUUUUUGUUCAGAAAAGAAAGAACAUAGUCUUGUCAAACAAGACUCUGAGUGGACAAAGCUACUAACUAGGGUUUUAAGUUCUUGCUUCUGUAACACGUAAAUCUCUGAUAAAAGAGAAACUGUAUUGAUUAAUGAUAGUUAUACAACACAAUACAGAACAGAAUUUCAAGAAGACAUCAUUAUAAGUCUCCCUCUUAUUUCUUCUUUAUUAUCUUACACAAAAACAUGAUGUGAAACUAAUCGAACAUGAUAUCGUGUCAUAUAUCCAGCGUUAGAGAUAUCAUGUUUGGUUUUGUCUUCACAUUAUUUAUAUUUUUUUAAUUGAUCUCCAGUUUUUCC